Messenger RNA from Atta colombica, 1468 nucleotides. RefSeq names its product probable actin-related protein 2/3 complex subunit 2 (gene Arpc2). Lineage: Eukaryota; Metazoa; Arthropoda; Insecta; Hymenoptera; Formicidae. Gene Ontology annotation, cellular component: actin cytoskeleton; Arp2/3 protein complex. The transcript is spliced from 7 exons. The record is from RefSeq and is a predicted model, not a curated record. Gene Ontology annotation, biological process: actin filament polymerization; Arp2/3 complex-mediated actin nucleation. Gene Ontology annotation, molecular function: structural constituent of cytoskeleton; actin filament binding. The coding region runs from base 117 to 1037 and encodes 306 amino acids.
GGCGUUACAUACAUACGCACGGAUGACAAAUCCGUCGCGGUUUUGCGGGAUCUAUCCGGGGGUUAUCGUUAUCGCCACGUAUCACGUAUCGACUCUUCCUGCCAGGCGUAGUAAUCAUGAUCCUGCUCGAGAUACACAACAGGAUACUCGAGGAAACGUUGACGAAUAAAAUCAAGAAUGCUCUGUCGGGACAUAAGCAGGAAUCGACAGACGUAGUCAUAGCAGACUUUGAUGGGGUAUUGUUUCAUAUUUCAAACCUCAGUGGAGACAAGUCGAAGCUUAGAAUUAGUAUAUUGCUCAAAUUUUAUAAACAGUUGCAAGAGCAUGGCGCAGACGAGUUGCUCAAACGAGAGUAUGGGGCUCAUCUUAUUGCACCGGAGAGCGGUUAUAAUGUAUCAGUUCUCAUAGAUCUAGAGAAAUUACCAGAGGAUUGGGAGGCGUUAGUGAGGAAAGUUGCCCUGUUGAAGAGGCAUUGCUUUGCCAGUGUCUUCGAGAAAUAUUUUGACUUCCAGGAAGAAUACUGCGAUUCUCCAGGCAGGCCAGUACAGAAGAGAGCUGUAAUUCAAUAUCGAGAUGAGGAAACAAUGUAUGUGGAGGCUAAGAGCGACAGGGUCACUGUAGUGUUCAGUACAAUAUUCAAGGAUGAGGACGACAUGGUAAUUGGUAAACUGUUUCUUCAAGAACUGAAAGAAGGCAGGCGCGCGAGCCACACUGCUCCGCAAGUCUUGUUCAACCACCGUGAGCCGCCGUUGGAAUUGCAAGAUUCCGAGGCGGCAGUCGGAGAUUGCAUUGGUUACAUCACAUUCGUAUUGUUUCCACGUCAUACCAAUCGAGAAGCUCGCGACAACACUAUCGACCUGAUACACAUGUUUAGGAAUUAUUUGCACUAUCAUAUCAAGUGCAGUAAAGUUUACAUUCAUUCGAGAAUGCGUACCAAGACAACAGAUUUUCUCAAGGUAUUAAAUAGAGCGCGAUCCCAAUCCAAAAACACUGAGAAGAAGACUAUCACGGGACGGACAUUCAUCAGGAAAGAAUGAACGUGCUGUAGGAGCGAAAGUAUUAACACUUUUCAAGAAAAGAGAGCAAAGGAUUAUUGCGUGGCUAGUGUGGUCUGAAACGUCUUAAGAACGAGAUUUCUUGCAAAGAUAUCCUUCGAUUCGUGCGCUAUCAGCGAGCUAAGUGCUUUGAGUUUCAACCUUUCUCGAACAGUGCCCAAUAUUUCGGAAAGACGUAGUUAAAGCCGCGUUAAACGAAUAAGGAAGAAAAUGGAAAAGGAGAAUCGGAAAUUUGUGCCGGAUCAUACGACUAUGUCUCGAUUAUCCAGAAAGGGAUAUUCGAAGACGCCGGAGUUGCAUCUGUGUACUAAUGGUUGACAGUUACUGCUACUGCGAAGAAUAUCGCUCGUUGCAAAACGUUUUAUCGAUUUUUACAGUGAUUUAAGGUUCAAAUACGGUGCCGCUUCAAGAAU